This is a messenger RNA of Linum trigynum, 3311 nucleotides long. The record is from the annotation of a GenBank genome assembly. NCBI's taxonomy places the organism in Eukaryota, Viridiplantae, Streptophyta, Magnoliopsida, Malpighiales, Linaceae.
AUGUGUCGGCUCAGAUAUUUGAGAACGGUAUUGUUGGUAAGUGAAGGCUGCAGGCUGUUAAAUACGUUUCUUCUUGUCAUGUCAAAGCCUCUACCUAAGCUCAUUGGUGUUUGGUAGUGUUGAUACAUACGUGUCCUCUGGGCUCUGCAAUUUCCUUUUCUUGACUUGACAGGAGAUCUUCACGUGGCUCUCUCUCUGUCCGAGUACUAUAUGUGCAUACUUACUUUGUAGGUUGGAGAUACUGCACCUGUUAUGUGUACAUGAAAUGUAGUAUUAUGUAGUUAAUACAGACGUUAGGGUUACAAUAGUAGUAUUAUGUAGUGUGCACAUGAGAUGGAAUAUGAUCAUAGCUAGAGCUAGCAACAAGUGUGUUGUAGAAUAUGUGGAGGUAUGCGGUUGGUGUCUGGGACUACAUUGAGCACACACCAAGAGUGUGGAAUGUGGUAAGCGAUAAGUCGAUACGGUUUUCGAAGAAUACUCAGGUCGGUCAUAUGCAUGGACUCUCCCAGAUGACUGGUUACAAUAUGUUGCUAUUUGGAAAUACUGCAAAGGCGCGGGUCGAUUCGAAGAAUAUUCAAUUGUCUGUCAAUGGUGAGACCCAUAACACAAAAUCAAAACCCCGCCCAGUGUGACACGCUAUCGAGCAACAUGACUGCGUGCAUGCAUAAAGUUCAUAUUUUUUCCUCCGGCUCUUAUGUUAUGACAGACUGCUAAUCGAUGUAGAAAGGUGCCGACGAGAUGAACUACCUUAAUCAUGUGAUUCAUGCUAGAUUCAGGUCACAUAUUUGAUUAGCAUCAUUUUCACGUACAACAAUGCUAAUACAUAAGUUUAUCCAGUCCGUAUCAAGUAAGGAUUUUCUAGCAUCAUGCUUCAAAACCCAUGAAAAGUAUAUCAAUCAGCUUUGAACAUAUAAUAACAAUGAAAAAACGACAUUAUUUGCCAAAUAAAGUGUUGCAUUUUUGUAUCAAUCGCUUCCAAACAACCUCCCACCCAAACACACUAACCAUAACUAACUAACUAACUAACUAACCACAUCACAAUCACAAAAAUAUUAUAUUAGUUAGAAGGUCCUUUUCCCUUCUUUUCAUUUGAAGCAUGCAUCUUUAUGUAGUCCUUUUUCUUUUUGGUAAGAAGAAGUAGUCCUUUUCUUGUAAUCAUUAAUUUUCAAUAAAAAUUGAACUAUGGUACUUAAGUGAAUAAAUUAUCUUUUUUCCUAAUAAAAGGCAUUUGCAUAGAGGUUGAAUUGUUUUUUCUUAUGACUUAGAAUAGAGGGUAAAUAGAUCCCAAAGCAAUCCAGUGGCCUUGUAUGAAUCGAGACCAAAAUUUGCAAGGAGGAUGAACUAGAAAUAAAAAAAAGAAUUAUACAAAUUUUUAUGAUUAAAUUCGAGCCUUAGAGAGUUGUACUAAUAGCUCACAUCACAAUCACAAAAAUAUUAUAUUAGUUAGAAGGCGCCAAUACAUAAUUUAGGUACCAAAAUGAUAAAAAGACUUACAAUUUAAUUUCGUCACGAAUAUUUGACCUAAUAUAAAGUUUAUGCACCAUGAUGACCAAACCAAGAAAGUUUAAGCAUCGAAUUGUUCUUCUUGCCUUUUUCCCGAAACUAAAUUGACAAGCAACUGCAAUUCAAACCUGCAACCGCCAUUCAACUCGAUUCUAAAUUCAUAACCCGCGAGAUUUCCAUCCGACUCAAACACGAUCAUGACUGCGAACUACUCACCGAUUUCCUUCUCCGGGUUCCCCGAAUUCGACCUCGCCAAUCCCCAAUUCGCCCGCCAUGUUCAAGGACAAGCUUACCGAUGACCUCUCGGAUCGGAAACCUAACCUCGGGACGUUGUUCGCGCGAGAUCUGACGGAGAAAUCGGUCGCCGGAGGGGGAGAAUCGGGAAGCUCGCCCAACGGCGUCGUCGUGCAUCGGCCGGGAGAGGAGCUGGAACUCAUCGAGCCAAAUGGGUCUUUAGAUUUGGGGGAGAAGGGAAGUUGCGGCGGUUAUGAUUCUGCCGAGAGGAUUGCCGCGGCGGAGAAAUGGUCCGAUCUUGAGCACGAGCUUUCCCAGGAGGAGAUAAAUUUGGAGAAAUUGAGGAGGUUUGCUUUCACAGGGCUUCCUAAUGGAGGUGGAAUUAGGGCUACAGCUUGGAAGCUACUCUUGGAUUACUUGCCUCGGUCUCAAGACUUGUGGGACAAAGAGCUUUCGGGGAACAGAGAGAAGUAUGCCAAGUUAAAAGAGGAGUUGCUUCUGACUCCUUCGGAGCUUUGGAGAGAGAAAGACGAGACUCUGAAUGAUGAAGCUGAUGUCGCUGGACAGCUUCAGCGGCAUAGAAUUGAAGAUCACCCACUUAAUGAUGUCAAGGCUAGUGUUUGGCAUCAAUACUUCCAGAAGCAUGGAGAGAUUGCUGAACAGAUCGAUCGAGAUGUGGAUAGAACUCAUCCUGACUUGAACUUCUUCUCAGGAGAUUCAUCAUUCAGUAGGAAGAACAGGGGAGCAAUGAGGGACAUUCUUCUGCUGUUCGCAAAAGUGAACCCAGCUAUUGGUUAUGUGCAAGGCAUGAACGAGGUUUUGGCGCCCAUUUUCUAUGUUUUUAGUACCACCUAUGAUGAGCAAGAUCUGGCAAAUGUAGAAGCAGACAGUUUUUACUGCUUUGUAAGGUUGAUGAGUGAUUCAAUCGAUCACUUCUGUAAACACAUGGACAAUAGCCCUGUUGGCAUCCUCUCUACACUAUCCAGGUUAAUGGAGUUGUUGAAAGCUAACGACGAGGAGUUGUGGUGCCAUCUUGUAUACACAAGCAAGGUGAAUCCUCAGUUUUAUGCAUUCAGGUGGAUAACUCUGCUACUGACUCAAGAAUUCAAGUUCCAGUCCAUAUUGAGGAUUUGGGACUCUCUUCUGAGUAGUCCAUUUGGGAUCCAGGAUAUGCUGCUGAGGAUUUGUUGUGCAAUGUUAGUUAGCCUGAGGAGUAAGCUUCUGGGUGGGGAUUUUGCAGCCAACCUGAAGUUGUUGCAGCAUCUCCCUGAUGAGAUCGACAUAGAAUACCUCCUCCGAGUAGCUCGCGAUAUCGGUCCAGAUGGUUCAGCUCUGCAUUUUGAUAUGUAACCUGGAUGUUCUGUAUCCAAGGAAUUUCAGAUGAAGAAAGCAAGUGACACAAACACUAAGAACUGUAUGAAGACAGGGUCUGCACCAUUUAGCUUUUCACAUUUUGUUCUGCAGACAAGGUUGGAUAAAUUCUCCAAUAGGAGACAAUACACGUUUUUGGUGGAAUUUUCGUGUGAUCAAUGCAUCAUCACUUUUAAGAAAACUAGUAAACAAUGUUAUUCGAU